Messenger RNA from Staurois parvus, 1629 nucleotides. NCBI's taxonomy places the organism in Eukaryota, Metazoa, Chordata, Amphibia, Anura, Ranidae. The record is from the annotation of a GenBank genome assembly.
AUGUUGGAAGAGACGGUAACGGUUGAAGAGGAUCCUGGGACUCCAACUUCCCAUGUGUCAAUAGUGACCUCCGAGGAUGGAACUACAAGGAGGACAGAAACCAAGGUUACAAAAAUGGUAAAAACCGUCACCACGAGAACAGUUCGUCAAGUGCCACUUGGUCCAGAUGGUGUACCUGUUAUAGAUGCCUCCUCUCCUAUCAGUGGAUAUACAGAUUCUAUUGACAGACGAUAUAUGAAAAAUGGAGAGCGGUUUAUUACCCCACAGGCAUCGUCAACUUUGACAAGAUCCUACAACAACAGCUACAAUGACUCUUAUGGAGAUCAUCAUGAGGCCCCUUACAGACCUUUUAUGACACCUGAAGGCUAUGGAGAUAUAGCAGACAACUAUGGAAGCUUGUCCCGUGGAAUUAAUUAUCGCCCUCGAUAUGCCUACACUCCAGGCAAUAAUUAUCGUCCUGAAGAUGGCAGCUAUACCCUCCCAUCUCGUAGGGAAAACUAUGUUCCUAUUGCGCAACCACAAGUGCCAAUUGGCAGUAGUGUGGACCUGAACCGGUCCCAACCUGAGCGUUUCCAGCCAGAACCAUAUGGUUUAGAAGAUGAUAAUCGUAGCCUUGGAGCAGAUGAUGAAGGGUAUGAAUUGGAUCCAGAUUACUCCACUAUGAACAGAAGAGUCCUUCCUGGAAUGCCCAUGACUGGGAGACCACACAAGCCAAGUGGCUAUGCCGCACCACUGGCUCAACCAGAGAGGGGAAGUCUGGCCAGCAUAGACCGCCUAGGAAAGCGUUCACCUUCCAUCGACAGCAUUCGCAAAGAUCCCCGAUGGAGAGAUCCUGACUUGCCUGAAGUCAUUGCCAUGCUCAAUCAUCCCAUUGACCCUGUCAAGUCCAAUGCAGCUGCCUAUCUACAGCACUUGUGUUAUGAGAAUGAUAAAAUAAAGAAGGAAGUGAGACAACUCAAAGGCAUUCCUAUCCUUGUGGGAUUAUUAGACCACCCUAAGCCUGAAGUACAUCGUAAAGCCUGUGGAGCCCUCCGUAACAUCUCUUUUGGAAAAGAUAAUGAGAACAAAGUUGCCAUAAAGAAUUGUGAUGGUAUUCCUGCAUUGAUUCGGCUUCUGAGGAAGACAAAUGACAUGGAAGUCAGGGAGCUCAUAACAGGUACUCUGUGGAAUCUGUCCUCGUAUGAACCCUUGAAGAUGGUUAUCAUCAACCAUGGCCUUCAAACAUUAACUAAUGAGGUGAUCAUUCCUCACUCUGGCUGGGAGAAUGAACCCAAUGAGGACUCCAAGCCCCGUGAUGCGGAAUGGACUACAGUCUUUAAGAACACAUCCGGAUGCCUAAGGAAUGUAAGUUCAGAUGGCGCAGAAGCUCGUAGGAGGCUGCGGGAGUGUGAUGGGCUGGUGGACGCUUUACUACAUGCGCUACAAUCUGCUGUUAGUAAAAAGGAUACAGACAACAAGUCUGUGGAAAACUGUGUGUGUAUCAUGCGUAACCUUUCUUAUCACGUCCAUAAAGAGGUGCCGGGAGCAGACAGAUUCCAUGACUUAGACAAUACACUGCAGAGUGGGAUUGGUGGACAGCAAAAGAAAAAGAAAGAUGAUGCUGGCUGUUUUGGAGGCAAAAAAGCUAAA